This is a messenger RNA of Thalassophryne amazonica, 4179 nucleotides long. It is a transcript of the gene ctsc, whose product is annotated as cathepsin C. Bases 72 to 1439 code for a protein of 455 amino acids. Gene Ontology annotation, molecular function: cysteine-type endopeptidase activity. The transcript has 8 exons. The record is from RefSeq and is a predicted model, not a curated record. Gene Ontology annotation, cellular component: lysosome. NCBI's taxonomy places the organism in Eukaryota, Metazoa, Chordata, Actinopteri, Batrachoidiformes, Batrachoididae.
UGUGAGAGCGAACAGGCUGAGGAAGUUUAUCAGCGCGGCAGUCAGACCUGUUCGGAGCUGCGUGGUUGGCAAUGAAGCUGAGCUGUGUGUUGGUUUGUGUGCUCCUCUUGUACGUGGAAAAGACCGCGGCGGACACACCGGCAAACUGUACCUAUGAGGAGCUGCUCGGGACGUGGGUGUUCCAGGUGUCCAAAGGAGGCCACGACAAGACGGUCAACUGCUCCUCUGAAGCCACAGGUGAGAGCGUGGUGACUGUGACCCUGGAAAAGCUUUCUGUAGCCACAGACGAGCUCGGGAACACCGGCUUCUUCACUCUUAUCUACAACCAGGGCUUUGAAGUGGUCCUCAAUGGGUACAAAUGGUUUGCAUUCUUCAAGUAUUCCAAGGAGGGCCAGAAGGUGACCAGCUAUUGUGACCAGACCCUGCCAGGGUGGGUCCACGAUGUUCUGGGAAACAAUUGGGCCUGCUUUGUGGGGAAACGAGUGAAACCAGUACCAGGCCAAACUGAGUUCAAACCCUUCAUUGAUGACAGGCUCCUCCAGUGGCCGUACAAGCACAACAUGGACUUCAUAGAUUCCAUCAACAGGGUCCAAAGCUCAUGGAAAGCCGCUCCUUACCCACAACAUGAGCAGUACACUCUUAAAGAGCUGCAGUACCGAGCUGGUGGCCCCGCCUCUCGCGUCCCCAUGCGUGUUCGUCCUGCACAUAUGAAAGCUGAAGUAGGUAUGCAGAUGACUGCUCUACCCGAGCAGUGGGAUUGGAGAGAUGUCGGAGGUGUAAACUACGUCAGUCCUGUCCGAAAUCAAGCUGCCUGUGGUAGCUGCUACUCCUUUGCCACAAUGGGAAUGCUGGAGGCCCGCAUUAGAAUCCUCACCAACAACAGUGAGACACCCAUCCUCAGCCCCCAGCAAGUGGUGUCCUGUUCUCAAUAUUCUCAAGGUUGUGAUGGCGGGUUCCCGUACCUGAUCGGGAAAUACGCCCAGGAUUUUGGCAUCGUUGAAGAGUCGUGCUUUCCAUAUGUGGCAAAAGAUUCUCCAUGUGAUGUUCCUCAGAAUUGCGGGCGUUUUUACACAGCAGAAUACAGUUACGUUGGUGGAUUUUAUGGUGGCUGUAGUGAGGCGGCCAUGAUGUUGGAGCUGUUAAAGAAUGGCCCCAUGGCAGUAGCCUUUGAGGUGUAUCAAGACUUCAUGGCAUAUCACGGGGGCAUCUACCACCACACAGGGCUCACGGACUCCCUCAACCCCUUUGAGCUAACUAACCAUGCUGUGCUUCUGGUGGGAUAUGGCCGAUGCGCAAAGACUGGCCAGAAAUACUGGAUUGUGAAGAACAGUUGGGGCACUCAUUGGGGUGAGGAAGGAUACUUCAGAAUUCGCAGGGGAAGUGAUGAGUGUAGCAUUGAGAGCAUUGCAGUCGCAGCCAACCCCAUUCCAAAACUGUAGUCUGUAAACUUCAGAUGUGAUACAUCACAGUAACACAACUGAAAUUUAGACUCAACACCAAAAAAUAAUUAAGACGUUUGAUUGAAAGAUGUGAAAUGUCAACAUUUUUGAUUGUUUUACAUAUACUGAAUCAAGCACUGUGUGCAUAAUCAGCUAAAAUUCUGUCCUUUUCACUUUUUAUUUGAGUGGGAGUAUAAAUAUUCAUUGCCCCCAACCUUUCAUUUAGUCUGCUGCAUCAGAGAUUCUAGAUCAAAGGGACAGGUAUAGACUCUAUCCUGGAGAUGUGCCUUAAUUAAAAAAAAAAAUUUUUUAAUAAGGUAUAUGUACUUGGAUUGCACAGUUUGUUUUAUUCUUCUUUACCACUGAUGGAUGGGGCUGUUUUCCACGUGAUGACUAAUUACUCACAUAAUGUGCUUAAUUGUGGCAGGAAAAAUGUAGGGACAUCCCUUUAAGAGUGUAAGAUUUUUUUUUUAGCAGGAAGUUGAUCAGGAGGUCGAAGCUCAGGAAUCUCUGCGGUGUUAUUUGUUCUUUGAGAUCCAGGCAUCUCAUCUCGCUGUCACACUGCAAUUUCUUGCUGCAGGUGAAUUAAAAAGGUUGUCUUCUUCAGUUACAUGCCCGUCUCACCCCUUCUUUAGCGAGGAGCUACGCGUCUCUACUGAUUUCUUUGUAAGUCAGAUCUCUUGAUGGGGCUCUGAACUGUGAGACUUCAGCAGGAGCACUCACUCCUCUUUAGCAUGAGUCUCCUCUUUCAUCCGCUCACCUCUGUCUUAGACACUGAUGCCUGUUGCUGCAGAAGCUCCUGCUGAUGAGCACUUUUCCACUCUUUCUAAUGUAGAUUUAGCUCCUUUUCACUGUUAUUGGACUGCACAGUGUAACUGAUGGAUGAACCGAGUGAGAGAGAAAGUUCAGACAUGCAGCGAAGAUAUCCAGUUUUUAUGUAGACGGCAGAUUUUGUGGCAUGUAGUUGAUUAUCCUACCUCUAGGAUUGGUCUUCUCUUUUUGUUCACUCAAGGUGUUAAGCUACGUGUGAAUCUUUGUGCUCACCUUUGCAGGAGAUUUGCCUGUUGUCACAUGUUACUGUUGCCCCACCCUAAGGUUAGGAGGAUGGUACCUCGAGUAACAACGUUUGUUUCCAUCGCAGGAGCUUGCAGGCCAUUUUACAGGGUCCAACACAUUUACAUGUCUCCACCACAGAGAUCACCCUGAAAGGUGAUUUUUGGGGGCAUUCUUCAGUGGUGAGAUAAUUCCCUGCUCUGCGUUGCUAUUUAUGAGCGGCCCUGAAAAACUGAUGGGUGGAGCUAGAUUCUGAUUGGUCUUUAAUGUACGCUGAUGAAGAAGACACCCAGAAGCGCCAAGCCAACAGAAUAUGGAUAGAGGAGGCAACAGAUGGACUGACAGGGACAUACAGGCAUUGUUGGUUUUCUUUUUAACUUACAAAGUCCAGUGAGAUUUUGUGUCCUUGAGGACAAAUGACUCUACUUUGCUGCAAAAAAGUGUUGCAGCAUGAGCCUGGUGGGUCUUGACCGCAAUGGAGACAUAGUAGCUAAGAAGGCCAAUUAUGAGUCAAUCCUGCAGCAUCUGGAACGUAGGUCAAGUUCUGUCAGUGGAAACAGUCCUUAUACUGUCGUAAUGAUUAGCAUAAAAGGCAAAAAUGAUACCACUUUAUUUAAAAGUCAGAAUAAUCAGAUGCAAAACUGCCAGUUCCAAAUGUAUUUCCAAAUACUGUUUGGUUUACAAGUCCUAAAAGAUAUUUAUAUUGGACUUUAAUCAGUGUUACGCACUUUAGAUGAAGGGGUUUGUGUUGUAGAAGUUUGUGGAAUUCCAAAUUGAUCACAUCUGUGUAUUUUAACAAUUUAUCGUUUACAGAUUUCAACAAAGAUAAGUUGGCUCGAACCAAUCUGCUCUUUCCAAUGCAUUGUUGAAAUCAAAGUUGAUUUGUGUUUACUGUGACAAAUGUCAAGGGAUAAGUAAAUUCUCACGUUAACAUUUUAAAGGAAAUUUGUAAAGGAGGAAUUAGUGUUUUGUUUGCGUGUCUUGUGGUGUACUUUGAUUUUUUUUCUCAGGGAAAGAUGACAGGAAAUUCUACUUUUUUUUUGUUGUUUUUCUCCUCACAUCAAAUUUAAGGCCUGACUGCCAUAUUUUUCUGUGAUAUCCUGCAGAGCAUUUUAAAGGGAUUUUGUAAUCAUAAGGGAUUUAACUGUGCCUUUUAGACACAUUUUUUUAUGUCUUUCAUUUAAUAAAAAGGAAAAAUGAACAAAGAGAUGACACAUUUAUGUACUGCAUAUUCAGAGAUUACAAACACAUAUGACUUAACUUUCAUGCUUAGGAGAAAUAUGACUUUUAUAGGAGUUUUUCAUAGUUUAAAUUCAGGAAAAGGACCAUUUUAACACCAGUUUUUAGUGACUGCCUUCAUACAAGCAACAGAGUAUCAGUGUUUAUCUCCCGAUCUUUGAUGUGAAAGCCAAGAAACUUUCUUUUGAUAUGAAACAAAUGUGAUCCUAAAAGGGUUCAGUGUUCACACGUCUGAAAGGUGUAAGCCAGAUUUAAUGUCCAUUUACAUGCACUGCCUCAAACAUUGUUUUUAUGCCUCUUGUAAUUUACUUUCGGGGAAAUAAUAAAAGUAAUUUGCCUGCGUGCCUGAAACGCUCCUAUAUGCAGACUUGUUACUGUGUUGGCAGUAUUCCUGUUAUGUGAUUGCUGCAGUUUUAAGAGAAUAAAAACUUUUGAUUCUGGAUUCAUG